AUGGGCGUCUCCACGGUCACGGCCGCCCGCAUCCUCAAGGGGCAGCUGCAGCACGGGCAGGGCGAGGAGAGCCUGCUGGAGAUGGAGAAGUUCCCCUACGUGGCCCUGGCCAAGACCUACAACACCAAUGCCCAGGUGCCCGACAGCGCUGGCACGGCCACUGCCUACCUGUGCGGUGUCAAAGCCAACGAGGGCACCCUGGGGGUCAGCGCCGGCGUCACCCGCGACCGCUGCAACACCACCAAGGGCCAGGAGGUGACCUCCAUCCUCCGCUGGGCCAAGGACGCGGGGAAGGCCGUGGGGAUCGUCACCACCACGCGCGUGACCCACGCGACGCCCAGCGCCGCCUACGCCCACUCUGCCAACCGCGACUGGUACUCGGACGGGGAGAUGCCCCCGGACGCCCUGGAGGGCGGCUGCAAGGACAUCGCCCGGCAGCUGGUGGAGAACAUUCCCGACAUCGAGGUAGGGAUGGGGAUGGGGCCACCGGGAGUGUGGGCUGGAGCCAGCAGGGACGGGACCAGGACCACCUGGGGCGGCCGCAUCGACCACGGGCACCACGAGGGGAAGGCGAAGCAGGCGCUGCACGAGGCCGUGGAGCUGGACCGGGCCAUCGGCCUGGCCACGCGCCUCACGUCGGCACAGGACACCCUGAGCGUCGUCACCGCCGACCACUCGCACGUCUUCACCUUCGGCGGCUACACCCCCCGCGGGAACCCCAUCUUCGGUCUGGCCCCCAUGCAGAGCGACGUGGACCGCAAGCCCUUCACCUCCAUCCUCUACGGCAACGGCCCCGGCUACAAAAUCGUGGCGGGCGAGCGAGAAAACGUCUCCGCCGUGGAUUUUGCACAUGCUGACUACCAGGCGCAGUCGGCCGUGCCGCUGCGGCAGGAGACCCACGGCGGCGAGGACGUGGCCGUGUUCGCCCAGGGCCCCAUGGCCCACCUGCUCCACGGGGUCCACGAGCAGAACUACAUCCCCCACGCCAUGGCCUACGCCGCCUGCAUCGGCUCCAACCGCGGCCACUGCAACGCCGGCGCCCGCCCCGCCGCCCCCCUGCUCCUGCCCCUCCUCGCCCUCCUCGUCCUCCUCUGCUAAAGUGCCUCUUGCAGAUCGCCUGGAGGGGGAUUUAUUUUUAAUUCAUCCCCCCUUUUUAUGUUUUUUUUGUGGAGAGCAGCGCCCGGGAAAGAGGAGAGAAGGAGAACAGAGAGACUCAGCGGAGCAAAAGCAGCCGCCGGCGGUUUGGUGCUGGGAGCUGCCUCUGUAAAUACACGGUUCCUUCCCUAUAAUUAGCAGCGUUCCCUGCCCUGUCCCAAACCCGCUGUGGGAUUUGGGAUGGCAGCUGGAGCCUCGGUGGAUAAAACCCCCUCUUUGAGCGGAACGCGAUGGGGCUGGGUCCCAAAAUGCCUCCCAAAUGUCCCUUGGCUGAGGACUGACCCCGCUGCCCAGCUCGUCACAUGUGUGGGGAGCCAGAAACCACGCCAAGAUGGGGAAAAAAAAUUAACUCAACAGGUUAAUUUGUCCCUAAACUUAGUUCUUGUUGUG
Messenger RNA from Lepidothrix coronata (blue-crowned manakin), 1545 nucleotides. RefSeq names its product alkaline phosphatase, tissue-nonspecific isozyme-like. Bases 1 to 1098 code for a protein of 365 amino acids. The record is from RefSeq and is a predicted model, not a curated record. Lineage: Eukaryota; Metazoa; Chordata; Aves; Passeriformes; Pipridae. The transcript is spliced from 6 exons. Gene Ontology annotation, biological process: dephosphorylation. Gene Ontology annotation, molecular function: alkaline phosphatase activity. Gene Ontology annotation, cellular component: plasma membrane.